Molecule: messenger RNA, 2478 nt
Organism: Anopheles darlingi
Lineage: Eukaryota; Metazoa; Arthropoda; Insecta; Diptera; Culicidae
Product: titin homolog
Exons: 7
Coding region: 1-2331 (776 amino acids)
Source: RefSeq, a predicted model, not a curated record
AUGGAUCGUAGCCAGGCGCAAGUUGAGGUCGUGGAGUCUGAACUUAUCACCGACUCUGCUACCAAAAAUGCGGAUUCCAGUUUGUGUCCGGCUGAUAUUGAAAUUGAUCGAGAAUCUUCGGCUGAACUUUCGAUGAAUAGGAGCCAGGCGCAAGUGGAGGUCGUGGAGUCUGAACUUAUCACCGACUCUGCUACCAAAAAUGCGGAUUCCAGUUUGUGUCCGGCUGAUAUUGAAAUUGAUCGAGAAUCUUCGGCUGAACUUACGAUGAAUAGGAGCCAGGCGCAAGUUGAGGUCGUGGAGUCUGAACUCAUCACCGACUCUGCUACCAAAAAUGCGGAUUCCAGUUUGUGUCCGGCUGAUAUUGAAAUUGAUCGAGAAUCUUCGGCUGAACUUACGAUGAAUAGGAGCCAGGCGCAAGUGGAGGUCGUGGAGUCUGAACUUAUCACCGACUCUGCUACCAAAAAUGCGGAUUCCAGUUUGUGUCCGGCUGAUAUUGAAAUUGAUCGAGAAUCUUCGGCUGAACUUACGAUGAAUAGGAGCCAGGCGCAAGUGGAGGUCGUGGAGUCUGAACUUAUCACCGACUCUGCUACCAAAAAUGCGGAUUCCAGUUUGUGUCCGGCUGAUAUUGAAAUUGAUCGAGAAUCGUCGGCUGGACUUGAGAUGGGUUGGAGCAAGGUUCAAGUGGAGGUCGUGGUAGAUGCCAGUUUAACUCCAGCAGACGUUCAAGUAAAUCGUCAAUCAUCAGCUGAAGCCACUGUGACAGUUAGCAACGCCCCUGAAAACAUUAUAAACAUCACCAAAAAACGGAAACUCUUUUCCAAACCUGACCCUGAAACUCUUAUUCUUAAUACUGAAUCACCGCAACGCCCAUCUGAAUCAAAGUAUCCUGAAUUUAAUACCGAAAAUAAUCGAGCUGUUUCUGGGAAACAAGAGAAUCUACCUAUUCAACGUCGUCAGCUUCCCUCGCGUGCUGCACGUACUAGGAUUGCUACAUUAUCUGAAGAAAAAUUGGCAGGAAAAUCGCCUAUAGUUAAAUAUUGCAAAACCCCAAAAAAUGCUGCUAACGAUAGCAGCAGCCACAACAAUGAUUUCACGAAACUCGAUGAGAAGCGGAAGAUUAUUUUCAAUGAUGUAGUGGAUAUAAAAGAAUUCAAUUCUCCUAAUAUUGAAGGCGAUAUCAUAAAAAAGACCAGGUCACGUCGUUUGAAGCGUUUGCAUGAAAAUUCUCAGCAGGAUGUCAACGCCCAAACAAUAGAACCUCAUGAAGAACCGGCCGACUUCCUUCAACCUCUCAAAGAUAAUGCGGUACCAAGGGAAGAAAAUCCCAAGGGAAGAAAAACUACAACAAGAGAUGAUAAGCCUAAGAGAGGAGGUAAAAAAAAAAUUAUCCAUGAUGAGCCAAUCCCAAAAAAGAUGAAACCCCAAACCUUUGAUCCAAAAAAAGAUGAAAACCCAGAAGAGGAAACUAUGCAUAAAUCUGUAGAAGAACAACAUUCGGAAUCAAAACCACCCACGAAGAAAGGGAGACCAUUAAAAAAGCGUGCCCAAGAUGAACCGGUUGUAAUCGAAAAUAGUCGUCUUGCAGAAUUCAAAGAAGAAAGCACAGAAAAGCAAAAUUUGGAGGAUGAUUUGCCCAAGAAGAGAGGACGAAAAAAGAAAAUCGCGCAAAAUGUGCCGGUUGAAUCAACAAAAGAAUGCACAGCAGUAUCAGAUUCCGAAUCUAAAGACAAAAAAUCAGAUAUUCAACCUGUGGUGGAAGAGUUGCCCAAGAAAAGAGGUAGAAAGAUUAAAAUGAUCCAAGAUGAAUCAAUCGAAACUAAAAAAGAAAUCAAUUUAGAUCAAUGUACAGCAGUAUCAGAUGUCGAAUCUAAAGACAAAAAAUCAGACAUUCAACCUGUGGUGGAAGAGUUGCCCAAGAAAAGAGGUAGAAAGAUUAAAAUGAUCCAAGAUGAAUCAAUCGAAACUAAAAAAGAAAUCAAUCUAGAACAAUGUACAGCAGUAUCAGAUGUCGAAUCUAAAGACAAAAAAUCAGACAUUCAACCUGUGGUGGAAGAGUUGCCCAAGAAAAGAGGUAGAAAAAUUAAAAUGAUCCAAGAUGAAUCAAUCGGAACUAAAAAAGAAAUCAAUCUAGAACAGAAGACUGCAGAUCCUACAGCGGAAAAGGCAGACGAUGAAAAUGAUCGAAAAGAUAUCAAGAAAAGGGGGAAGACGAGCAAGAAGGAAGUUACCCAAGGCCCAGAGAAAAGUUCCACAGAACCAAAUGAAACGAAUGCUGAAACGGUAGCAAACGGUGUGCGAACUAGAAGCAGAAGGGCAAAGCAAGCGAUCUAACUGUUGAGGAAUUGUGGUGGCGAUUUUUUUUAAUAAUUACUGUUUGAAAAUGUUUUUGUUUUUAUUUAAGUUAGUCUGUAGUGCAUUUCAGUUCCAAUUACCGAAUUCAAUAACCGAUCGUUUUUUGAUAUUCCCUGUGCGGAUAGA